Messenger RNA from Ailuropoda melanoleuca (giant panda), 1071 nucleotides. Its product is annotated as phosphoinositide 3-kinase regulatory subunit 5-like. NCBI's taxonomy places the organism in Eukaryota, Metazoa, Chordata, Mammalia, Carnivora, Ursidae. Gene Ontology annotation, molecular function: 1-phosphatidylinositol-3-kinase regulator activity. Gene Ontology annotation, biological process: G protein-coupled receptor signaling pathway; positive regulation of MAP kinase activity. The record is from RefSeq and is a predicted model, not a curated record. Gene Ontology annotation, cellular component: phosphatidylinositol 3-kinase complex, class IB.
GCCAGCCCCCUGCCUCUCCCCUGGCCUCAGCUGCUGCCUGCGCACUCUGGAGGCUGUGGUGGGGCCCAGCAGCUCUGCCAGGGCAUCAGACGUAAGGGGUGUGGCUGCGCCGUCCCCACCUGCCCAGAGCCCGCCCUCUGUGUCCCCAGCACCGUGCUGUUGCUGAACCCAGUGGAGGUGCAGUCCGAGUUCCUCGCUGUGGCCAACAAGCUGAGCACGCCCGGGCACUCGCCCCACGGCGCCUACACCACUCUGCUCCUGCACGCCUUCCAGGCCACCUUCGGGGCCCACUGUGACCUCCCGGGGCUGCACGGCAGGCUGCAGUCCAAGAGCCUGGCCGAGCUCGAAGACAUCUUCACGGAGACUGUGGAAGCUCAGGAGCUGGCUUCUGGCAUCGGGGACGCAGCCGAGGCCCGGCAGUGGCUCAGGACCAGGCUGCAGGCGGUGGGAGAGAAAGCUGGCUUCCCCGGCGUCUUAGACACUGCCAAACCUGGCCAGCUCCGCACCAUCCCCAUCCCUGUGGCCAGGUGUCACACGUACAGCUGGAGCCAGGACAGCUUCGACAUCCUACAGGAAAUCCUGCUCAAGGAACAGGAGCUGCUCCAGCCAGGGAUCCUGGGGGACGACGAGGAGGACGACGAGGAGGAGGAGGAGGACUUGGAAACGGAUGGGCAUUGUGCCCAGAGAGACUCACUGCUCUCCACCAGCUCGUCGGUCUUCCACGACUCCACCCUGUCCCUUGCCUCAUCCCAGGCCUCAGAGCCCACCCUCUCCCGCCAGCUGCUGACGUCCUUCGUCUCGGGCCUCUCGGACGGCGUGGACAGCGGCUACGUGGAGGACAGCGAGGAGAGCCCCUCCGAGUGGCCCAAGAGGCCGGGCAGCCAGGAGCGCCGGGGUCACCGCAGGCCGGGGCAGAAGUUCAACAGGAUCUACAAACUCUUCAAGAGCACCAGCCAGCUGGUGCUGCGGAGGGACUCCCGGGGCCCGGAGGGCGGCUCGGACGCGGCACUGCCGCUGCGCCGUGCGGGCAGCCUCUGCAGCCCCCUGGACGGCCCGGUGCCACCCCCCGCG